Molecule: messenger RNA, 1070 nt
Organism: Drosophila navojoa
Lineage: Eukaryota; Metazoa; Arthropoda; Insecta; Diptera; Drosophilidae
Gene: Vsx2
Product: Visual system homeobox 2
Biological process (GO): regulation of transcription by RNA polymerase II
Cellular component (GO): nucleus
Molecular function (GO): DNA-binding transcription factor activity, RNA polymerase II-specific; sequence-specific double-stranded DNA binding
Source: RefSeq, a predicted model, not a curated record
UCUUUCUCUCUCUCUCUCUGUAUGUCAGGCAUGCAUCGGAAAUCAAUUGAGGCGCAAUCCACGCUCAAGGACGACUCUGGCGUCAGCGAUCAUGAAGAUUCGGCCGGCUCCAAGUCCGUUCACUCGGAUGAAUUGCGUUCGCAUUCGCGCGCGCUCAGCUCGUCGACGGAAUCCCUGAACGUGGUCAGUCCGGCGCCGAGCAGCUGCCCGACGAACGCCUCCACUGCGCCGCCCACGUCGACGACGCCGCACGGCAGCAGCGGCUAUGCGGCUGCCUCGUCGGCGGCAACCACGCCCACGGGCGCCACCACCAACAGCUCCGGCUCGCCGCACAUUGAGCUCAGCUCGCCCUCGCCCUCGCAGCAACAGGCGCAGCAGCAACAGCAACAGCAGCAGCUGCAGCAGCAACAGUUGCUCCAACAGCAGCCGCCGCCGCCGCCGCCCGCCCAGCUUUAUGCCGUUGCCACGCCCAGUUACCAUCCGCUGCUGGAUGCGGCGAAUGCAGCAGGCGCUGGCGCCGCUGCCUCCAGCAAGGAUUUCCAUUUGAUAAUGAACACGGCCGUGGCAGCAGCUGCAGCAGCAGCUCAGCACCAGCAACAGCAGCAACAGCAGCAGCAGCAACAUCAGCAACAACAACAACAACAGCAGCAGCAGCAGCAAUUGCAUGCGCAUCAUUUGUCGGCAGCAGCAGCGGCUGCAGCGCUCAUGGAGCACGAUCCGGAUGCGUUUAGAAACAAUUCGAUUGCCUGUCUGCGCGCCAAGGCGCAGGAGCAUCAAGCGCGGCUGCUCAACAACGGCGGACUUUUUCUGCAGGUGCGCAGCUUUGCCCAGGCCCAGGCCCAGGCGCAGGCGCAGUGUGAUAUGCUCAAGGAGCGCAGCAAUAGCAGCAGCAGCAGCAACAACAACAACAACAAUAGCAGCAGCAGCGCUUAUCAAAUGCUGCAGCUGCAGCAAUCGGUGGCAACGGCUGUGGCGCCCAUCAAAAUGGAGCUAACGUCUGUGGGUGGCGUUGGCAGCCACGCCCACAGCGAUAACGUCUGACAUGCAGCAGCGACAGCGGCGCUGCCAGA